AAACUAUAUACUAUCAUGUCAGGAGUUAAAGGAGGUCAUGGGGGGAAAAGCCAACAAGGACAACUGGGACACCAUGGAGGUGCUGGACAGGAGAGCCAACAAGGUCACCACGGAGGUGAUGGCCAGCAGAGCCAAUCAGGUAACCAUGGAGAUGCUGGUCAGCAGAGCCAACUAGGUCACCAUGAAGAUGCUGGUCAGUGCCAAUCAGGACACCAUGGAGGUGCUGGCCAACAGACCCAACAAGGUCACCAUGGAAGUGCUGGUCAGAGCCAAUCAGGACACCAUGUGGGUGCUGGCCAACAGAAUCACCAUGGAGGAGCUGUCCAACAGAGCCAACAGGGUCACCAUGGAUGUGCUGUCCAACAGAGCCAGCAAGGUCACCAUGGAGGUGCUGGCCAACAGAGUCAUCAAAGUCACCAUGGAGGUGCUGGACAACUGAGCCAACAAGGUCACCAUGGAGGAGCUGGCCAACAGAGUCAUCAAGGUCACCAUGUAGGUACUGGCCAACAUAGCCAACAAGGUCAUGAUGGUGGUGCUGAAACACAAAGCCAACAAGGUCACCAUGGAGGUGCUGGCCAACAGAGUCAUCAAGGUCACCAUGGAAGUGCUGGCCAGCAGACUCAAUCAGGUCACCAAGGAGGUGAUGGCCAACAGAGUCAUCAAGGUCACCAUGGAGGUGCUGGCAAACAGAGCCAACAAGGUCAUGAUGGUGGUGCUGGAAAGCAAAGCCAUCAGAGUCACCAAGGAGGUGCUGGCCAGCAGAGUCAAUCAGGACACCAUGGGGGUUCUGACCAGCAGAGCAUAUCAGGUCAUAGUGGAGAUGCUGGCCAACAGAGCCAAUUAGGACACCAUGUGGGUCUUGGCCAACUGAGCCAGUCAGGUCACCAUGGAGAUGCCGGUCAGCAAAGCCAAUCAGGACACCAUGGAGGUCUUAGCCAGCUGAGUCAAUUAGGUCUACAUGGAGAUGCUGGCCAGCAGAGCCAAACAGGACACCAUGGAGGUCUUGGCCAGCAGAGCCAAUCAGGACACCAUGGAGGGCAAAGCCAAGAAUUCAACCAGACUCACAAUGGAGGUGCCGGCCAGCAGAGCCAACAGGGUCACCAGCAUGGUCAGCAGAGCCAAUCAGGACACCAGGGAGGUCUUAGCCAGCUGAGUCAAUCAGGUCACCAUGGAGAUGCUGACCAGCAGAGCCAAUCAGGACACCAUGGAGGUCUUGGCCAGCAGAGUCAAUCAGGACACCAGGGAGGUCUUAGCCAGCUGAGUCAAACAGGUCACCAUGGAGAUGCUGGCCAGCAGAGCCAAUCAGGACACCAUGGAGGUCUUGGCCAGCAGAGCCAAUCAGGACACCAGGAAGGUCUUGGCCAGCUGAGUCAGUCAGGUCACCAUGGAGAUGCUGGCCAGCAGAGCCAAUCAGGACACCACAGAGGUCUUGGCCAGCAGAGCCAAUCAGGACACCAUGGAGGUCUUGGCCAGCAGAUUCAAUCAGGACACCAGGGAGGUCUUAGCCAGCUGAGUCAAACAGGUCACCAUGGAGAUCCUGGCCAGCAGAGCCAAUCAGGACACCAUGGAGGUCUUGGCCAGCAAAGCCAAUCAGGACACCAGGGAGGUCUUGGCCAGCUGAGUCAAUCAGGUCACCAUGGAGAUGCUGGCCAGCAGAGCCAAUCAGGACACCAUGGAGAUGCUGACCAGCAGAGCCAAUCAGGACACCAUGGAGGUCUUGGCCAGCAGAGUCAAUCAGGACACCAGGGAGGUCUUAGCCAGCUGAGUCAAACAGGUCACCAUGGAGAUGCUGGCCAGCAGAGCCAAUCAGGACACCAUGGAGGUCUUGGCCAGCAGAGCCAAUCAGGACACCAGGAAGGUCUUGGCCAGCUGAGUCAGUCAGGUCACCAUGGAGAUGCUGGCCAGCAGAGCCAAUCAGGACACCACAGAGGUCUUGGCCAGCAGAGCCAAUCAGGACACCAUGGAGGUCUUGGCCAGCAGAUUCAAUCAGGACACCAGGGAGGUCUUAGCCAGCUGAGUCAAACAGGUCACCAUGGAGAUCCUGGCCAGCAGAGCCAAUCAGGACACCAUGGAGGUCUUGGCCAGCAAAGCCAAUCAGGACACCAGGGAGGUCUUGGCCAGCUGAGUCAAUCAGGUCACCAUGGAGAUGCUGGCCAGCAGAGCCAAUCAGGACACCAUGGAGGUCUUGGUCAGCUAAGCCAUCAUGGAGGGCAAAACCAACAAUUCUAUCAGGUUCACCAGCAUGGUGGUAAGUGUGGGGUUAAGUCUGAUGAUGGUGGUUUCAGGAGCAGAUAG
Pelobates fuscus (common spadefoot toad) is the source of this 2295-nucleotide messenger RNA. Its product is annotated as repetin-like. Lineage: Eukaryota; Metazoa; Chordata; Amphibia; Anura; Pelobatidae. The record is from RefSeq and is a predicted model, not a curated record. The transcript is spliced from 4 exons. The coding region runs from base 16 to 2295 and encodes 759 amino acids.